AUGUUGGGCGUGGGCGAGGUCGUGUGGGUGAAGUACCGCGGCAUGGGUGCCGUCUGGCCGUCGCAGAUCGUGUCGCGCGACGAUCUGCCUGCGGCCGAGCGACGGCGGCGACGAGACGACGACCACGUGCCCGUGCGACUUCUCGGAGGCGAGUGCGAGAUGACAGCGUGGGUUAGUCCGAGCGCCAUCUUCAUGUGGACCAACGCUAACACCGCCAAGUUCAGCCAGCAGACGCGAUGCCCCAAGAAAAAACUCCAAGAUUUCAAGGCAGCGUUAGAAGAGGCUCAGGAGAUCCACAGCAGGACCAAGGGGAAGUCGGCUGGGUGCAGUGGAGCAGGAGGGCUAGCUGCUAACGCCUCAGCACCUCAGAAGCAGCAGCAGGGCGACGGUUCGAGUGCGCAGCAGCCAGUGCACCUGUCACAGGAGAUACAUGACGAGGAGGGCUUCUGUGUGCACUGCCGCGUGCAUGACUACACUCGCAGCUUUGGCCCCAGCUGUGCGGAGGAGGUGCAGGGAGUGAAGGUGCAAGCGUCAGUGCUCGACAGUGACGUGGAAUGGCACUGCUCCCCCUCCUGCGCCAAGGUGGCGGCGGAGCUGAAGGGCAUGGAGGGCAAGAGAGUGGAGAUCCCCGAUGACACUCCCUUCUCCAUUGAGCUCGCCCGAUACAAUGAGAACGACCGAGGUGAAUCUUACACGGAACAAAGGACGGGUAGAGGUGCGGGUGGGUGGGGAGGAAGAGUGGGGUCGAUGGAAGGCUCCCGUCAGUCCAUAGCAGCAGCACUCAAGGUACGCAUUUCCCUGCCCUCCCUCCGCCUUCCCUCCCUCCCUCCCUCCCUCUCCCCCUCUCCCAUUCCCUCCCUCUCUUCACCUCUCACAACCUCUCUCCGUUUGUCUUCCGUAUCCCAUCCCCUGUUUCCCUCCUGCCACUGUUCCGUCACCGUACUCAACCCCAUCCAAUCCUCCUCGUCUGCCAACACCUACCAUCACCCAUUCUCCCCUCCCCGAACCCCUCCAUCUGCCCUCUGCGCGUCCCCUCAGAUCCUGCAGGCAUCGUUUGACCCGCUGGUCAUGGACGAUGGGUCGGAGCUCAUAGAGAGCAUCACCAAGUCGCUCGAGUCUGACGGGGAUGAGGGCUUCGACUUCAGUAAGUGCCCUUCACUCCUCUAUGCCUUUCUCCCCCUCUCGCUCCAGCUUUCCCCUUCCUUGCCACCUUUUCUCCAUCCGCCUCGCCUCUCCUUCCCAUCCCUCUCCUUCGCUCGCCCUUACUCUCACUACCCACGUAAUUUUCGGGUGGUGAUUCUACGCAAGGGAGCAUUGCCCAUCACUGCAGCCACGUUCAGGGUGUUUGGAGCAAAGUUUGCUGAAAUGCCAUUUGUGGCAACUCGUGUCGACUACCGGCGCAACGGCAACUGCCGGCGACUCAUGCGACAGUUGUGGGGGAAAGUGGGGGGAAGUGGGGAGGGGGAGGGGGAGGAGGUGGCGGAGGGUAAGUCUUGUGGGCUACGAGACGCAUGUGCGUGCAUCUAUGGGGUGAGGGUGGCUUUCAUUCGAUUUCUUUCCCUCCCUUUUCCCCCCCGUUUCCUCCCGCUCUGUCCUUACUCAUUCCUUGCUCCGUGCCUCUCCUCCUCACAGGUGGUGGAGGAUAUACUUCGCCUUCUAAGGGUGCCAGUGCUGUACAUGCCGUCAGUCAAGAGCGUGGUGGGCAUGUGGACUCGCCGCUUUGGCUUCCAGCUGCCGCCCACGGCUGAGCUGCAGAUGAUCGAGAAUAAGAUCAUCUGCCCGGAUCCCGCUAGUUCAACCAUGCUGAAGCGGGUCAUAGAGCCUAUAGGCAAGUCAGCUGCUGCAGGCACACCCUGUGCGUUGCCGCCUGCCGUUCUCCCUCCCAUGCGCACUCGCCGUGCCAUUGCUGCUGCUGCUACCGCCUCUGCCAGUGCUGCUGCCAGCCAAAGCAUGUCUGCUGGUGGGAGUGUGAAUCUCGCUGGCAGCGCUGCUGCUGCCGCCGCCGCCGCUGCUGCUGCUGCUGCAACGUCUGCUGGUGGUUCUGUGGCGGGAAAGCGAAAGAAGGGGAAAUCACGCGAUAAAGGGGCCGUCAAGGGAAGGGCUGCAGCAGAGGGUACAGGCAAUGGAUCUUCCAAGCCAGGUGGUCCUGCCAAAGCGCCCUCUGUGAAAUCUGAACCAGCUUGUUGCAUGGAUUCCGCCCUAUUGGCGUCUGGUCCUAUAGCAGUGUCUGUUCUUGGACUCAGCACUGGCACUGGCGCUGCAGCAGCGGCAGCAGCAGCAGCGAGUGCAGCAGAGGCAGCAGCGGGUGGGGUGAGCGGUUUUGGACAGAUUGGGGCGGAUAAGGGUGGUGCAGAUAAGGAUGGGAGGGGUAGUGGAGAUAAGGAUGGGAGGGGUAGUGGAGAUAAGGAUGGGAGGGGUAGUGGAGAUAAGGAUGGGAGGGGUAGUGGAGAUAAGGAUGGGAGGGGUAGUGGAGAUAAGGAUGGGAGGGGUAGUGAAGAUAAGGAUGGGAGGGGUAGUGGAGAUAAGGAUGGGAGGGGUAGUGGAGAUAAGGAUGGGAGGGGUAGUGGAGAUAUGGAUGGGAGGGGUAGUGGAGAUAAGGAUGGGAGGGGUAGUGGAGAUAAGGAUGGGAGGGGUAGUGGAGAUAAGGAUGGGAGGGGUAGUGGAGAUAAGGAUGGGAGGGGUAGUGGAGGAGUUGGUGCUGUUGGGGGGCUAGGCGUCCAGCAGGGGCAAGAGGAUGGGGCGGCAGCGUCGCAGGGGGUGUGUGGUGAUGUGACUGGGAUGAAGCAUGUGGCAGGAGCAGGUAUCUCUGUGAAGGUCGGCCUUGCGCAGAAAGCAGGGCAAGGGGAGAUGGUUGCGCCAGUACCAGCAGUAGGUGCAUCAACAGCAGCACAGAAGAGUUGUGUGGUUGCUCAGGGCCCAUUCGCCGGGGUUGUUGUGAAGCAGGAACCUGGGACGGUGCCGGCAGCACCGCAAUUUUCACCAGUACCACCAUUCCCCGCGUCAGGACAGGAGGCUGGUGCGUUGGUGCGGCCACAGGUGGUGGUGAAACUGGAGCCUGGCGUGGAAGGGGAUGCAGGGGUGCAGGGGACAGGCGCAGGGGUGGCACGGCGAGCAGGUAAAGGUGGUGCCUCCAAGAAGCCACGGCACAACCCUGCUGCUGCGGCUGUUGGUGGUGGUGGCGCUGCUGCUGCUGGUGCUGGUGAUGGUGGUGGCGCUGGUGCUGUUGGUGGCACCGGUGCUGGUGUUACAGCCAGCAAGCAGCGGAAGCGAAAGCGGCCUCAGGGCAAGGGCGCGUCAGGUGCAUGCAGAAACGAAGGGGAGCAAGAGGAGGAGGAUGAGGUGAGGGUGUUCUCACAAGAGGAGCAACUGUGGUGGGAUGACCGUGUGAGCAGAGUGCUGGACCAGUGGGCUGCUUCGGUGCCUGGAGGUGGGAGCAAGGCAGGCGCAGGAAGAGGGACCAAGGGGCAGGAUCCCGGGGCGAAGAGAGUGAAGCAGGAACCACAGGAAAUCCCACAGCAGCAGCAGCAGCAGCAGCAGCAGCAGCCGUUGCUACCGUUGGUGGAGCAGUAUGCCUUGUUUGGCACCGCCACUGUGUGCAGAGGCACUGCUGCUGGCGCUGCUGGUACUGCUUCCACUGCUGGCACGUUCGGAACUACUGGAACUCCUGCGUUUGGACCACCCUUGCAGCCUGCACCAGGCGUGCCUUAUCACGUCCUCCCUCCUGAUAUGACCUUCACUCGCCUCAUGCAGGAAUGCCUGCAGAUUCCCACCGCAGCCACAGGCACAAGCCGCAUGCCAGCAGCAGCAGCACCAGCAGCACCUGCUGUUGCUGUUCCAGUUCCAGGAGCAAUCGCCACACCAGCUGCAGCAGCAGCAGCAGAUGUGCCUACAGAGCAGCAGGGCCAGCAGCAGCAGGGGGAGAAGGAAGAGCAGAUGCGGUGUGAGCGGGAGAGGGUGGAGAGGGAGGUGGAGGAGGCAUUGGUAGGGCAGGUGGCGGACCUGGUGAGGGCGCUGCCUCAAGACACCCUGCUGCAGGCGCUGCUGGGAGGGUUGAGAGGGGCAGGCGGGGGAGAGCACGAAGCUGGUGGGCUCAGGAGGUGCCUGGAAGGAGUUUCAGGGGCAGGCUCAACUGCAGGCUCCAUCACUUCUCUCUUCCACCACUGGAAAAGAGCCCAUCGCAUCUUGGAAGCCGUCUUGGCUCAGUGCACGCCCUUGCUGCAACCACUGCUGCCACCAGCAGCAGCAGCAGCAGCAGCAGCAGCAGCUGCUGCUGCAGAAUCAUCUGGCAUGCCUUAUCCAGCAAAGCCUCUCACAUCACAAAAAGGAAACACUGUACCUGCAAAUAAUCUGGCAGCAGCAGCAGCGGCAGCAGCACCAGCGGCAGCAGCACCAGCAGUAGCAGCACCAGUAGCAACAACCACAGCAGCACCUGCAGCAGGACAGUCGCCUCUACCAGCGCAGGUUCUUGCAACAUUGGCCACCCGUGCCCCUGGAUCCCCUGCUUGCAGAUCAACAGCGGCAGCAGGUGCAUCCCCUCUAGCUGCCCUCACGCGUACACCUGCAACCUCACCAGAGGCUGCUGCUGCUCUUGCUUCUCUGGCCGCUGGCCUGCCUGUGCACGCACUGGAAAGAGAUGCCGAGCUGGAGAACUCAGUCUGUGAAGAUGCUGUAGAGGGUGGGACAGGGAGAGGGAGAGGGAGAGGGGAAACGGAAGGACCUGUGAGGAAAGCAGUGGGAACUGGUGGUGGGCAUGUGUGGUUGCUUGCAGCAGGUGGAGGCUUGGGAGAUGGAGUUAGGGUAGAGGAACUGGCAGAAGCUGAGGUGGCAUUGCGAAAGGCAGGGGAAGCAGGAGGAGGCGGUGUCAGCAACAGGGGGGGGUGCAAGGGUGACACUAAUGGGAGGGAUGCAGGGGGGCAUGAGGAAGCAGUGGCGGAGGGAGCAGUGGCGGAAGGAGCAGUGGCGGAGGGAGCAGUGGCGGAGGGAGCAGUGGCGGAGGGAGCAGUGGCGGAGGGUGCAGUGGCGGAGGGAGCAGUGGCGGAGGGAGCAGUGGCGGAGGGAGCAGUGGCGGAGGGAGCAGUGGCGGAGGGAGCAGUGGCUGAGGGAGCAGUGGCGGAGGGAGCAGUGGCGGAGGGAGCAGUGGCGGAGGUAGCAGUGGCGGAGGGUAAUGGUGACGAGCUAGCAGCAGAGGGGUCAACGGGGGAAGAUGCGAAGCAGAGCACACAUGUGAAAGUCGAGUCAGAUCAAAGGGCAGGUCUUUUGACGGAAGGCAGGAAGGAUGACAGGGCAAUUGUUAACGGGCGCGGGCAGCAGGUGGGGGGCCAACAGGAACGCGAUGGGGGGAGAGAAAGCAGUGAACAGUACGCAGCAUUGGUGGCGGUGAUGGGGGCGGUGGAGCUUGCUGCCCCGGAUCAGGUGGCAAUGGAUGAGGGGCGGGUGGGUGAGAAGGACGUGGGUGAGAAGCAGGUGGGUGAGAAGCAGGUGGGUGAGCCGACUGACGAAGGCAGCGUUCCGAGGGACGCAGUGGUGUCCCUGCCCCCCGAUGUGCUGCGCUCUCUCCUCUUUCAAAGCCAUCGCCCUGUGCCUUCGCCUGCUGCUCAUGGGAAUGUGCCUCUGCGCUUUCCCCCUGCAGCAGCAACCACAGCACCCCUGUCAGGCGCACCAGUACAAGCACAUGCACAGGCACGGGGACAGACAGCAGCAGUAGUGCAAGCAGCACCGCUCUCAGGAGCGAUGCAAGCAGCAGCCCAAAGUGCAUUGCCGACAGGAGCAGCGUCUGGCACCGCUAAAGCACAUGCCACAGUAGCCAUGCCACCACCAUCCGUGAAACCACCAGCUACACUGUCCCAAGCCAUCAAAUCCUUAACUCGCACUCUCCCACCCGCUUCCCUCAUACCCCCCCAAGCUCCUCCCAGCCUUACCAUGCACAUGCCCUGGCCGCUACUCCCAACCAUGCCUGGGAACACAGGUUCUACCCAUCCUUCCUGCCCCCUCCCACACCUUCCCUUCUGCAACCCUCUCUCUGGGUUCAGCUUGCCUUCUGGUUGGAACAGGGUGGGCGGGGAGAGGACUGUCGGAGCGGCUAAGAGCGAUGGUGGUGGUGAGUAUCCCUGUGGUAGUGUGGAUGCGGAUGGUUUAUCCUGUGGUGCUGAUAAGGGCCGUAGUGAUGGUUGCAACGCCAGUGGCAGUCGUGGAGUGGAUGGUAGAGCUGAUACUGAGGGUAAGGAGAGCAAGGGUGCAUUGGCAGUUGAGGAGAGCAAGAGUGCACGGGGUGACGAGGAGAGCAAGAGUGCAUUGGGUGACGAGGAGCCCAAGGCAGGGAUUCUUAUGGCGGCUGGGGGGUUAAUGGCAGGAGUCGUUGGAGUGAUGAAGCUGGGGGUGACAGGAGGGGACUCUCCUGCCGCUGAGCCUGCACUUGCAUCUGCCGCUGCCACUGCUUCUGGCCUUCUUCCUCCUCCUCCAGCUCCUGCCUCCCCUCGUCCUCCUCCUGCCUCCUCUCCUUGUCCUGCUUCUGCUGCUGCACCACCUGCCUGUGCAACCCCUGCUGCUCCCCGUACCAAGGACUGCUUUGCCUCACUCCUUGCUGCCAAACCGAGGGGCCCCAAAGAUGCUUUGGGCAUCGCAUUGGUGGGUGAGUCCCCUCCUGACAUCAUCAACGAGUGGCCGGCAGUCCACAGAAUCACAGGUUUCUAUCUAGAGGAGUGA
This is a messenger RNA of Closterium sp. NIES-65, 6702 nucleotides long. The record is from the annotation of a GenBank genome assembly. NCBI's taxonomy places the organism in Eukaryota, Viridiplantae, Streptophyta, Zygnematophyceae, Desmidiales, Closteriaceae.